Molecule: messenger RNA, 2007 nt
Organism: Musa acuminata AAA Group (dessert banana)
Lineage: Eukaryota; Viridiplantae; Streptophyta; Magnoliopsida; Zingiberales; Musaceae
Product: protein BASIC PENTACYSTEINE7-like
Exons: 2
Coding region: 925-1737 (270 amino acids)
Biological process (GO): response to ethylene
Cellular component (GO): nucleus
Molecular function (GO): DNA-binding transcription factor activity; sequence-specific DNA binding
Source: RefSeq, a predicted model, not a curated record
UCUUUGACCUCUAUAUCAUCAACCGGCGCUCCCACCCUUCUGCCUUCACCUCUCAUUCGUCGUUGUAAUUAUAUCUUUUUCUGUCAAUUCCAUCCUAUUCUUCUUCUGACACCAUCGUAAUUGAUAGUCACACCUCAACUAACGGAGAAGAGGAUGAAGAUGGGAGGGGCGAAGACGGCAAUGAUCGACCGCAUCGACGGCGGAGAGGAAUCGGUCGGCUGUCUCGUCUAUCUCGGGGUGGCUCCCAACGGACUCACCUGUCUCGCCCUGAACUGGAAUGGAAGAAAGGAGACACGCGGAGCCACGUUUCAAUGGUAUCCCUGAGCGGGCCCACGGCAUCAGGCCAUACCGUGGUUCAGAAUCGUGUUUUGUGGCCUAGCGGAGACAGGGGAUCUCCUCACUCAAGUGAAACCACGGCAGGAUGCGAGGCCUGAGACGCGCCCCAUCGUCUGCGCCGAGUGGACCCACAUUGGGUAGGGUCCACACUCGAGAGUCAAAAAGGCUUGUCUCUCCCACAAAGAGAUAACAGUUUCGGCACAGCGAGAUGGAUUUUGUAGUUUCCGACACAGUUGAGGGGUAAACGUAUCAUUUCGCUCUCUUGAUUGGUGCGGUGCUCAUUAAAAGCUUGACAAAAGGACACCACCUGCCCUUUCCUUUGCCUCCCCCCCCCUACCUUUCUCAACUGCUCUCCGCCUCUAUCAUCAGCGGUGCUAAAUUUUUCGUUUGAUUUUAGAUGAACGAUAGUAGGAGGCGUAAAGGAAUUCUCUCUUCCCAAUUUAUCCUUGAAUGAUGUUGGUGUUACAUCUCCAGAGGUAGAUUUCACAGUCCUUCAGCACAUAUUUAGGGAGCAUAAGCAACAAGAAUCUUUGAUGUAGCAUAAGCUGAACCUGGAGUUCUUCAACUCUUCAAACCCUCGGUAGUAGCAUGGAUGGAAGGGGAAGGUUGGGGACAAGGAAUUGGGACUUCUGUGAUCAGUCAAAACAAGCAGGGAAGAUGCUGAAGUCGGUGUCUGGUGCUGUUCCAGCACACCAGGAGACCUCUCUUAGGAUUAGCUCCUAUCCUGCAACUGGUUCACACAGCUCUCAUCCACCCACGAUGGACUUCUCAUGGUUUCCGCAGAGAAGCUUGGUCUCCCAGUCAAAAUGUGUCGACCACCCUGCUGCAAAUCCAGUAAGUUCAGAAAUGAUCGACAUCCAAACCAUGCCGAUCGCUGAGGAGGAAACAGACGACAAAGUGGCCACUACCCCUCCGCCUAUUCCGAAGCUCCGUAAGCAGCAUUCUUCUACCAAGAAAUCUGGUCGUGUCGCCGCCAAGGUAUUGCGACCGAAAGAGCCAAAGAAACAGCUCCCCAACCCCACGAAGAAGAAAGGAGGCUCUUCGUCCACAGGAAAACGCGAGAAGAAGAAUCAAGACAGCGUUGCAGAGCAGGGAACGAUGCUUGAUAUCUCGAGCGUUCCUGUGCCCGUUUGCUCAUGUACCGGCGUGCCACGCCAAUGCUACAGAUGGGGGUCAGGCGGAUGGCAAUCCUCCUGCUGCACCACAACCAUUUCCGAGUACCCUCUUCCGAUGAGCCCCACCCGGCCCGGCGCUCGCCUGGCCGGAAGAAAGAUGAGCAUUGGCGCAUACGGGAAGCUGCUGCAGCGACUCUCAGCCGAAGGUUUCGACCUGUCGUACGCGGUAGACUUGAAGGAUCACUGGGCGCGGCAUGGCACCAACAAGUUUGUCACCAUCAGGUAGCAUGUAAGGGAAAGCAAGAUUUGCUUUCCUCUUGUCGCUGCUGAUUUGUGUUCGAGCUGUGUGUUGUACAGUAGAAGACUUCCUUGUAAGCAUGUUUAGUCGAGUGAGUGGGUGUGUUGGUGUGUGAGGGACGACACUAAAGGUAUCACCUUUUUUGGGGACAUCACAACGCACCAGAGAGAGGACAAAGUGCUCCACUGGGAAGACAGUCUAACUCAGAGUUGAUGGCUUUUCCAUGGCUUCACUCAGAAGCAUCAUCAUCGUCGUCAA